AUCUGAGCCCCGCCCGGAGGGGCGUGGCCGAGCGCAGUCGGGUGAAGUCGAACACAAUCGGGCCGCGCCGAACCGACGAACGCACGCAGCUCCAGCUCAGCCGUGUAGAGCCGAACCGAGCCGAACGCAGCCGAGCGGAGCCGAUUGGACCCGAACGAAGCCGGGCAGAUCCGAGAGCCCCGGGACCGCCCGCGCUGCUGCAUGGCCGGGAAGAAGCUGAUCGUGGUGUUCGGGGCCACCGGGGCCCAGGGCGGCGGCGUGGCCCGGGCGCUGCUGGACGACGGGAGCUUCAAGGUGCGCGCCGUGACGCGGAGCCCCAGGAAGAAGGAGGCGGAGGAGCUGAGGCGCAGGGGAGCCGAGGUGGUGAAGGCAGAUCAGGACGAUGAGGCAUCGCUGGAGCGGGCCUUGGCGGGUGCCUACGGAGCCUUUAUUGUCACCAACUUCUGGGAACACUGCAGCAAGGAGAAGGAAAUCGAGCAGGGACAGCGUCUGGCUGACCUGUCCAAGCGGCAGGCUCUGCGCCACGUCGUGUUCAGCGGCCUGGAGAACGUGCACCAGCUGACGGGGGGCCGCCUGGAGGUGCUGCACUUCGAUGGCAAAGGCGUGGUGGAGGAGUACUUCCAGAAAAUUGGGGUCCCCACCACCAUCAUCCGCCUGCCCUUCUACUUUGAGAACUUCCUCUCCAUCUUCAAGCCACAGAAGGCCCCGCAGGGAGAUGCCUUUGUCCUGGAGCUGCCCAUGGGGGACACUCCCAUGGAUGGGAUGGCUGUGGAGGACCUUGGGCCCGUUGUGCUUUGCCUGCUGAAGUCCCCAGGGGAAUACAUUGGCCAGGUGAUAGGACUCAGCACAGGCAAGCUCACCGAGGCAGAGUACGCUGCCGUCCUCUCCCAGCAGACGGGCAAGACUGUGACAGCCAGCAAGAUCUCCCCUGAGGAGUACGAGAAGCGGGACUUUGCUGGGGCCAAGGAGCUGGCUGCCAUGUUCCGUUUCUACGCGCUAAAACCAGACCGCAACGUGGCCCUGACCAUGAAGCUGAACCCCCAGGCCCGCACCUUCCAGCAGUGGGUGGGGGACAACAAGAAUGCCUUCUGAGCCUCCUCUUCCUCCCUGGUUUCUGCAGCAGGUACGGGGACCUGGCUGAGGAGGUGAGGUGCCCUGAGCCAUGCUGCCUUCCCAGUAGUGCCCCAGGGAGAGGCUGAUCCUGCCCCAGCUGGGGAGAGCUUGGCCCACUUGCUGGUCCAUGUGUGUGCUCCUGCAGCGUGGUUGGGACUAUUUAGGCAGCUAGAACAAGAGGAAGGGCUGGACAGCACAGGCAGAGGGGUGGCAGAAGUGCUGCCUUUGCACUCUGUCCUCAGGGAGGUGUUGCUUUAGUCAUUGUGGGUGUUUUAGGGUGCUGGAGGCUUGUUUUCCCAGGAUCACCUCCUUUCCCAGGCAGCUCUGAGCAUAUGGCACCACGUGGUAGGCUGAAGGUGUGUACCCCAAAGGCAGUGCCUUUGUGGCAGGUAUCCAUGGCCAGGGCUGCUGCAGGCUCCUAAGCAAACAGAAGACAGGAAUUUCUCCAGGGAUCUGGUUUGGGCACUGCAGGUGAGCCACUGGAGACAUGAAUACUUAGGGUCAGCCCAGCAAGCAGGGACUGCAGUGACUUCCUGUAGUGUAACACAAAAGCUGAGGCAGAUUCCUCAUCAUAGAGCUCUGGCCCUGGUCCUUGGGCUCCUGGAGCUAAUUUCAGUCACUGUCCCAAGGAGCUGAGAUAAAACUCAGCUUUUCUAGACUGUCCAAGGUUCAGUGGAAAAGCCCCUUCCCCUCAUGUACCUAAAGUACUGCUCAGACAGGGCAGCUUUGUGUUUAAAGUCAAUCCCAGCCCCCAGCAAUGCUGGAGCCGUCCAACCCUGUCUCCUCCUUGGCCCAGACCUUCAUCCUUGUUAUGAGGGGAGGGAAAGGGGGUGACAGAGCAGGUGGAAGAGCAGACAAGGCAGCAAGGCACAGCACGUGUUAAAUAUCUUUAUGAAGUCCAUCUUAUUUACAUGGGUACAGAAUCACUUUACAGAAGUUUAAUCAGGAGCCAACGCGUGCUUUAUUUCAGCAAAUUAAGAAGGGCAAGACUACAGCAUGUCCCUGUUUAACUGGGGUUGAACUGAUUAGUAUGUGGGCUGAUGGUACCUGCACAGUAUCACAAACACAGCAGGCUACAGUAACCAUGGAAUACUCACUGCAAGAGCUCAGCUCCGUCUGGAAGGAGUGAUCCACCUCACUUGCACUCUCACACAAGUUAAACAACGAUGCUUUGACCAAUCCUUUACGCUACGGGUGUUGCACUAAAGUAAUAAAAUAUUUUUGUCCCCAACUGGCAAA
This is a messenger RNA of Passer domesticus (house sparrow), 2352 nucleotides long. RefSeq names its product NmrA like redox sensor 1 (gene NMRAL1). Gene Ontology annotation, cellular component: nucleus. Lineage: Eukaryota; Metazoa; Chordata; Aves; Passeriformes; Passeridae. The transcript has 6 exons. The record is from RefSeq and is a predicted model, not a curated record. The coding region runs from base 202 to 1092 and encodes 296 amino acids.